AUCUUUGAGCUCGCCGAGUAGACAUCAUGAGCAAAGCUCACCCUCCCGAGUUGAAGAAAUUUAUGGACAAGAAGUUAUCAUUGAAAUUAAAUGGUGGCAGACAUGUCCAAGGAAUAUUGCGGGGAUUUGAUCCCUUUAUGAAUCUUGUGAUAGAUGAAUGUGUGGAGAUGGCAACUAGUGGACAACAGAACAAUAUUGGGAUGGUGGUAAUACGAGGAAAUAGUAUCAUCAUGUUAGAAGCCUUAGAACGAGUAUGAAAAAUGGCUGUGUUCACCAGAGAAAUCAACUGCUUCCACGGGUCCCUCCUCCAUAUUUUACUGCGAUAAAAAUUGGGUCGUAUACAUUUUCUUACUGAACUUUGUUAAAUAAACUUUUAUA
Messenger RNA from Hippopotamus amphibius kiboko, 378 nucleotides. RefSeq names its product small nuclear ribonucleoprotein G. Gene Ontology annotation, molecular function: RNA binding. Gene Ontology annotation, cellular component: SMN-Sm protein complex; precatalytic spliceosome; spliceosomal tri-snRNP complex. Bases 27 to 257 code for a protein of 76 amino acids. The transcript has a single exon. NCBI's taxonomy places the organism in Eukaryota, Metazoa, Chordata, Mammalia, Artiodactyla, Hippopotamidae. Gene Ontology annotation, biological process: spliceosomal snRNP assembly; mRNA splicing, via spliceosome. The record is from RefSeq and is a predicted model, not a curated record.